Molecule: messenger RNA, 2823 nt
Organism: Paramuricea clavata
Lineage: Eukaryota; Metazoa; Cnidaria; Anthozoa; Malacalcyonacea; Plexauridae
Source: the annotation of a GenBank genome assembly
UAUAUCGCAAGCGAUUUAAGGCGAUUUACCGCCCCAGAGUAGGCGUUAUAUGGAGCCACCUCAAGUUAAGUUAAUGUUAAUCCCAAAUUUAUGACAUUAUUUUACUUCUAGCCGGAUUUAACGAAGUCCAUAAAACAUCGGGAGAAAAUUGAGAAUUUGGGAGCGUUGGAGGAAGAACAUUUGACAAAGGUAAAAUUCGAAUGGAAAGAGAAAACCAAAAUUAUGUCUAUAAUCAAUUUUUGCGAUGUCGCGUAUUUGCAAUGAAAAUAUUUCAAAACCAAAAUCCUUUUGGCAUUCUUCUCAAAAUUGCUUUGUUUUGCCUUUAUUUUGUAGUUUACACAGUUAAGAACCUUUUUAAAUAUAUCUGGCGGUUAAGAAAUACAAACUUACAUUUAAAUAUUGUCGAUUUAAAAUGAAUACAAAUAUCAUUAAUGCUGUAAAAUUGACGCCAUAUUCAUACAGCAAUGUGAGCAAAACUUACUGAACUUCAGACAUAAUUUUCUCUUUGGCGUACCAUCUAAAAUCUCUUCAGUUGAGCAUAAUCUUACAGAUAAUUAGCGCACUAAACAUACUUUUUAAGCUUGUUUCUCGCUUGAGAAACGUAUAAAAUAAAUCGAUUGUAGUCAUAACAAAGUGGAAAAUGAUGUUCAUUAGUUUUGAGCGCGUGUUACGUAACAUACAAAAGAUUCUCCUCUAUAAAAAUAUAAUCCAUUUCCACUAUCAAACUCACCUUCAUACAGGUAUUUUAGCAAGUGUACUAAUAAUACCAUGUUUCACAUCAGCAUAUCACUUUCAGUUAUGGAAAUUAAGAUAACCAGAAAUUCUAGGCUGGUUGCCGGUUUGCAGGAAGUAAACCAAAUUAUUGUGUUCUGGCGCUUUCAGAAUAAUGUAAAUUAGACUGUGCCAUCUAACACUCCCUCAAUCUCACUGAAUAGUUUUUACUGUAGGUUGGACUACCGUUAAAGAAUUUUUCCGGGGACAAACGUUUCUCACUAGGGAAAGGUUCUAUGGGCACGUCCGUUUUUGUUGGUAUUUUGAAAGAUGGCAGUGAAGUGGCUGUAAAGCGGAUGCUGGUUGAAUCGUGUGAAAAUGCAGCAGAAAAUGAGAAAAACAUCCUGAGUCUCAUCAACACCAAGAAAUCACCAUUUAUAGUGAGUUAUCGCCAUUUUCUUAAGGACAUUACCUUCAUGUACCUGAUUGUUGAUCUCUGUGAAGAAACAUUGGAUGAACAUGUGGAUUCUCAAAAUAUUCAACAUCUACGAAUACACGGUCGAAGAAUGAUCAAAGAAAUGUUAACUGGACUUAAAUGUCUUCAUAAUCAAGGAAUUUUGCAUAGAGAUCUCAAACCAUCAAAUAUCCUGGUCGAUGUCGAGGGUCACAUGCGAUUGGCAGACUUUGGAAUAAGUACCGUUCUAAACGAGGACGAAACCACAGCUCAUACCGAUGCGAAAGGAACGGGAGGCUGGAUGGCUGCUGAAGUUAUCGCGACCAUAAACCAAGUAGGUAAAGGACGUUUUAAAAAGAAAUCCGAUAUUCAACCUGCAGGUAUGAUUGUUUUCUUCAUUUUAACCAAAGGUGGACAUCCCUUCGGCUCCACUUUGUAUGAUCGUAUGACACAUAUUAUGAAUGGUAAUCCAGUUAACAUGGACACCCUUGAUGACCCUGAUGCUCGACGGUUUGUUUCACGUUUGAUCAGCCAUAGGAUUGAUGAUAGACCAUAUGCUGAUCAAGCAUUGUUACUUCCUUUGAUGGUUAAUAUGCAUUAUGAGGGGACAUCUAGGCCUGCAAGUACUUCUGGAGGACUAUGACAAUGGAUUAUUAAGAAACUGACAAAACAGUGACAACACAAAUGUUUGGACGGUUCUUGUUAAUAUUUGAAAUUAGGUUUACACAUUACUGGCGGGCAACGCAAUGGCUUAAAUUUGGUCGCGUAGCUGACGGAAGAGAAGUUGGAAGACGCGCAAUAAUUUUCUCGUCAGAUGUGACAAGUGCUAAUGUAGAGUUUUCCAAAUCAAAUUAAUUUUAGACACAAGUUUAAAAAAUUAUUUUACUUAUUAUGCAUUAUUUUACUUAUUAUGCUUAAAUUAUUUUCAAUCUGAAUAGUCAUUAAUCUUAUACGUAGGCGGAACUGUCAAUAAUUGUACGUUGUGUCAGUAUAUGUAUAUUGUAUAUGUGUCAGUAUAUGUAAACCACUGUAAAUAUCACAUCAUUCACUUUAAUCUACCCGUCGAAGACUGCAGACUGGCAGUCGAAAGCUCGUCCAAGUAAAUAUUUUUAACCAAUGAACGUUUGAAACUCUGAAUGUGAAUAUGAAUCCUGGUUUCGCAUCUAACAUCUUUAAACAAGUUUAAAAGUUUGUUCACUGUGAAGUGUCGUCGGAUCGAUUGGAACAAAAAAUAUUAUGUUGUCAAUAGUUAUUAUGUUCUCAAGUUUACCAUACUAAAGAUCCUUUAAAAGUGUUUGAAUUUGUAACCUUUUAGCAUUAAAUUGAUUUUGCCAUGUGUCGCCAGUAGAGUGUAAACUAGGAGUUAUACCUUCGACUAGCCAACGACAGUAGAUUAGCUGCACCCAAUAUAUUUUUAACUAGCCAUUAAAGCGGUUUUCAUUGGUUAGGUGGCUGAAUAUAAUUAGUUGUAAUUUUUCAAAAUGUUUAGGAACGAACUUUCCCUAAGUCUCAUGUUAAUAGUAUAUUUUGUGUUCAAUAUAUAGACCACAGUAAGACUUUUUUUAAAUGUUUAUUUCAUUAACAAACGACGUUUCGGAGAUUUACUCCAUCUUCAGGUAGUAGGAUUACACUUUGAAUUUAAACUAACAUGCGCAUGC